CUUCCCGCUUAACAACCAAAGGAUAUACCCUAAUUCAAUAAGAUGGCACCCAAUAUAAUUGGAAGUACUUUCAUCUUGGCCGAAACGGCCAUAAGCAAUACAGAUCCAAAUAAUAAUAAGACCACAACCGCGUCAGCGCCUGCAGCAACAGUAGGAAACACAAACACAGCUGCAACAGUGGCACCAACCACCACCAAAGUGGCCAAACAAGAUGCCGCCCAGAAGAAGCCCUACCAAUUGGAAAUUGUUUGGCAUAACAUCCUACUGUUCAUAAUCUUGCAUAGCUCAGCCCUGUACGGUGUAUAUCUGAUAUUUGCCGAAAACGCCUACUUGGAAUUUGCACUUUCAUACAUAUGUCUGUUUUUGGGUGGUAUGGGCAUUACUGCUGGGGUCCAUCGUUUAUGGUCUCACCGUGCCUAUAAAGCCAAAUUACCCUUGCGCAUUUUCCUUAUGUUGUGCCAAUCUCUGGCCUUCCAGAAUAGCAUCUAUGAGUGGACUCGCGAUCACCGUGUACACCACAAAUUCACGGAUACCGAUGCAGAUCCCCACAACUCAAGACGUGGCUUCUUCUUUGCCCAUAUGGGUUGGUUGCUUUGCAGAAAACACCCCGACGUCAAGGAAAAGGGCAAACAAAUUGAUAUGAGCGACCUGGAAGCCGACCCCGUUGUUAUGUUCCAAAAGAAGUACUAUUUCGUGAUCAUGCCCAUUUGUUGCUUUGUAUUGCCUGCCCUCUUCCCAUACUACUAUUUGGGAUCGUCUUUGAAGGUGUGCUUCUUCGUUGGAUCCAUGUUGCGCUAUUGCAUUUCUUUGCAUGGCACCUGGCUGGUCAAUAGUGCUGCCCACUUUUACGGCAUGAAGCCAUACGACAAAUUCAUCAGCUCCGUUAACAACAAAGUGGUUUCCAGCAUCACCUUCGGCGAGGGAUGGCACAACUACCAUCAUGUCUUCCCCUGGGAUUACAAAGCAGCUGAAUUGGGCAACUACUACAACUGGACAACCGGCUUCUUGAACUUGAUGGCCAAAAUCGGUCAAGCUUACGAUAUGAAGACCGUAUCCGAGGAGAUGCUGUUGAAACGUAUCCAACGUACAGGUGACGGAUCUCACCCAUCGUGUACUGACAUGAAUAACAAUGUAACCACCGGCAAGGGAAUUACACCGGAAAUGUUGGCGAAGUUAGACCACGAUAAUGAAGAGACAAUGAUCUGGGGCUGGGAAGAUAAGGACGUUAGCGAGGAGGACCGCUUGUGUGCAAAGAUUAUCGAAAAGAAGGACGAAUAAUGCUCUGA
This is a messenger RNA of Musca vetustissima, 1286 nucleotides long. RefSeq names its product acyl-CoA Delta-9 desaturase. Lineage: Eukaryota; Metazoa; Arthropoda; Insecta; Diptera; Muscidae. Gene Ontology annotation, cellular component: endoplasmic reticulum membrane. The transcript is spliced from 5 exons. The record is from RefSeq and is a predicted model, not a curated record. Gene Ontology annotation, molecular function: stearoyl-CoA 9-desaturase activity; iron ion binding. The coding region runs from base 43 to 1278 and encodes 411 amino acids. Gene Ontology annotation, biological process: unsaturated fatty acid biosynthetic process.